GGCGAUUAGGGCACUUUUAUACACCUAUUUCAAUAAAGGUUGUCAGUGCGAUUGCCAAAUGGGGGUUUUACGACCGAAAGUAACCAUGAGUCUCGAAGAAUAUGGAUAAAUCAAAACAGUUAUCUAUUAAAGGUUACUAAUGCUUGGCUCUGACGCUGGACUGUAUUUAACACCUAAAAUUUUACGAAUAAUUAGUACCCAUAAGCAAUGGCAUUUGCCAUUCGCCAUUUGCACUGACAACCUUUUGUGUAAUAGGAGUAUAUAAGUAGUGUCGAAACUAGGCUUGGCGAAAGAAUGGAAGGGAAUACCAUCAAGUAUUUGCAGGUGAACACCCUUUUAUGAGGCGUUGGCUGGAGUGAGAUAUCGGAAACUCUUCCUAUCCUUUGUGCAGUCGCUUAGAUACCUACUGCAAUCACGUUUCAGUUCUCCGUCUACUUCUUGUGAAUGAAGUAUCAUUUCAAGGGCCCUGGAAACUGCCAUAGAGUUUAUCCUCUCGCUGGUCCGAAUGGAGUGAAGUAUCAGCCGCACUUCGGUUUUCGUGUGCGCUGUUAAGAUACGUUUUAUCAACUGAAGUCUUGCCAAGUUUAGUGGUUUACUUUUCUUACUGUUUACUGUUCUUACUUACAGCCUACUAGCUGCUAAGUAGUCUCAAGGGUUUUCCACUAUUUGAAUAUCGAGAUCAUUUAUCCUGUUGUUUUUCCGAACAGACAUAAGGCUCUUACCCAAAUUGCCUCGUCAGUGUGUACUCAGCCUCAGCUCCUUCUACGGUAAGUUGGUUCAGCUGUUGAACAACUUGAUUCGUUGCAAGAAUUGUGAAAUCAGAGACAUCACAGAAGAGUGAGUUAUUGCGACAAGGUCGCCCUGGGAAGAAGAACAAAGGCUGAGUGAGAGUACUCUUUGUUCUUGGCACGCCGUGCGCAGAGCUAUUCAUCUGCUGUAGAAUCAACAUAACAAUCAACUACCAAAAUCAUUAAAUGCCAACGUCUGAAGAAUGUCAAUGAAAUCCAACAAUUCCAGCAGUCCCCCUCUGUUCCAGUACAGUGAUUUAGAGCUGGUUGGAUGGUGUUCAGCAUACGGGAUACUCGCAGCGCUCAUUAUAUCCGGCAACCUUAUCGCCAUCGCCGUGCUCACACGUAAGCGGAUGUUGAGCAAGCGCACUAGCUACUUCUUGCUGUCCCUCGCCGUCGCUGACAUGCUAGUUGGGUGUGUGUCUGUUCCCAUGCACAUCUACCAGAUAUCCUACUCACUAAGAGGAAUCUUUCUGAAGCCCAGUACCCUGACAAGUAUUCUUCGAUCCUCGGACGUAUUCUGUAGUCUGGCGUCUACCUUUACGCUUACCAUCAUCGCGCUGGAACGCGUGUUCGCCAUAACAUUCCCCCUCCAACACAGGGUGACCACCAAGCGUGUGUACCACGUACUGGUGUUCUCCGUUUGGGUUCUCUCCGCGGUACUCUCGAGCUUUUACUUCCUGUACACGUACAAGAUCCUUGCGCAUCAAGUUUUCUUCUACUUUAUGAUGGUGACUUUCUUUCUCUCGAUGAUCGUCAUGCUGCUUGCCUAUACUGCCAUCUGGGUUAAAGUCAGGGCGACACUCACGUGGAAGGGGGAGAAGACGACACAGACCUGCAUGUUAACUUCCGACAGCUUCACCGACUCCAAAACCGCGCAGGAAAAAACUAUGAUGAUGCAACCAAAGAAAAGCAAAGAGGUCGCACUACCAAGAGUGGAGUGUGAGAAAAAGAAACACCAACCAGAGAACAAAGAAAACAGAACUAUGAUCAAGGCUUCCGGUAGCGAGAGGUCACGCAAAGGGGGAGCUGAUAACGACCGGAAGUUGGCCGUCACGCUAUUUAUAGUAACAGCAGUGUAUAUAAUCACUUGGUUGCCCUUCCAAAUCGUGAAUAUGGUGGUGUUUUUCGCGUGCAGCCGAGUAUUUCCCUGCUCUAUUAUGCCUGCCGCAAAUGUCGUCUAUUUCUGUAAACUCCUUAACUUUAGUAAUUCCUUUAUUAACCCCGUGGUAUAUUCUCUACGACUGCCUGACUUUCGGGUGGCCUUGCGCAAAAACAUACUCAGAAGAUGUAUAAAAUGAGGCGAAAACAUACUCAGAAGAUGUAUUAGAAUGAGGCAAAAAAAUCAUACUGCAGUGAUGGCAGUGAUAGUGAUCGCCGUGACGUUGUUUGCGCUACCUUAAAUGCGCAUGUCACAUGCAAGUCAAACACUUUUCUGUGAAAUUCUUGUUUUUUUACCCUAUGUGACAGCACACGGCGAAACCCGAGAGCGCCUCGAACGUAUGCCGACGAGUGGGCGAGAAGCUUCGUGUGCGACGUAAUGCUUGGUCUAUUAUUUGAAGCCUGGGAGCGAAAAAACCUCUGUCACCCAAGUAAUCGUUUUUCCAAGCACUCAGGACCCUUUCCUUAUACGGACAUUACAUACCAUAUUUGGGAGUAGGCUUCAACCUGGAAGAGAGCCAUUUAAUGCACAUGUUUGAAUUUUGAACGCAGGCUUUGUUUUGUUAAACCAUGCUAAGAAAGCUAAAUUAGAAUCUUGUGUUUAACAAGUAUAGCUGUGAAAAUAAUGUUACCGAUUUGGGUUAAAGAUUAUGACGUCAUGUGGUUUUUACAUGCACAGUGUGGCUAUGACGUCAUAGUCGAGGUGGCUUGUCAAUUUUAAAAGCUUAUGGGUUUGUGUAAAGGCGAAUAUAUUCUUGUAUAACCGUAAACAUGUCCAUUCGGUAACUAACGCUUUAGACAUACUUGCAUAUUUUUGUAGCUUGCUGUCAUUUAAGAAAUGAACUGUAUGCCAAAAUAAAAAAAAAUGUUUAAA
Molecule: messenger RNA, 2823 nt
Organism: Nematostella vectensis (starlet sea anemone)
Lineage: Eukaryota; Metazoa; Cnidaria; Anthozoa; Actiniaria; Edwardsiidae
Product: dopamine D2-like receptor
Exons: 3
Coding region: 992-2089 (365 amino acids)
Biological process (GO): G protein-coupled receptor signaling pathway
Cellular component (GO): membrane
Molecular function (GO): G protein-coupled receptor activity
Source: RefSeq, a predicted model, not a curated record